CUGCUAAUAGCCUUUGUGUGAAGGCGGGGAGCUGUUGGUUCGGCUAGUUUGCUGGUUAGCAACAAACAGAAGGUUACGAGUUUAAAAAUGUGGAUUUUUUGACCACUAAACUGGCUUUGCGGGAACGAUAGGGGAGCUAACUAUGUCGGGUUGCCUAACUGGAGCUUGUUGACUUGUUCUGGAGUGGAACUCAAGGCGAUUUGGGACGUUUCGGUGCGUUCAGGGUGACAGCCUCGCUUUUCGGGUCGUUAAGUGGCGAUGCUUAGCUGAUAGCUGCGUCAUCAUGUUGCUUCCGACUCGAGUUAACGAAAAGAAAUCCCAAGUGAACGCCAGAGGUGAGGCUGCCCGCCGUCAUCCCGCUGCGGAGGCCACUGCCGACCUUUGAACUCCAUGGAAGACGGACUGUCGGCGAGUGGUUGGCGGUGAACGGUGUUUACGUGGACGUUGUUUUGACUUUACAUCACUUGGCUCCGGAUAGUUGGCGCAAUUGUUCCUCCGGCUCUAAUUAACCACACUAGUUGGACGGACUGUCAAAGGUUAUUAUGGAGGCGAAAAAUAACUGGAAAAGGUCGACAUUUUUGUUCCAAGCAGGGGUGUUGCUCACUGAGAGACGUUGAGAUGUUUGUCAUGCUUGUUUUAAAGUGAGAAGUGAUGCUCUCAUGACUGCUACGAUAGAAACCGGGCUGCUGAUUCCUAUCUGGCUUUCUUGAUUUUGGUCCGAACUUGCUUUUCGAUAUCGUUAAAUAAAUAGCACUGAAUUAUUUUGAUUAGAUUUAACUUAAGGGAGGCGUUUUGGAGGUUUUGUUUGGGCUGCUGUCACUACUACACCCACGUGGACUUUACUUCCAGUCGGUGAGUUAAACUUUGAGCCUCCGACUGGGGUUCAGGAGCGACCAAAAGGGUGUUUUUAUUUUAUUUUAUUUUAUUUUAUUUCUUCUACGGGACCUAAAACCGGUUGAAAUGUCCGGUGACUGUACCCACAUGAACGCUCACUUCCCCGCCGCAGAGGUCUUUAGUCUGUCCAAAGCCGGUCCGGAUGGAGACAGCGUUGUCAUGGAGCCCGUGGGGAGCUCGAGUGGGCUUGGAUCCCCCGCGCGGUUGUCGGCCAACUUUGAGGUGAUCGACGGGGUUCUGUACCGCAAGAAGCUGGAGAAGGGCUUCAUAAACUACCGGGAGGUUCUGGGUGAUGACCGCAGACACGAGGCCAUCUCCACCUUCCACCAGCGGCGGCCGGGCCAGCGGCACCUCUCCCUGGAAGAAACCUACAAAUGUGUGGCAGACAACUACUGGUGGGAGGGAAUGUACUUCCAGAUCAGAGACUUUGUCCUCUGCUGUCCGCGGUGUCAGAGUCAGCACAGGAAGAAACUAGAGCAGCUGAAGGGCAGGAGAUGUGUGACAAAGAUGAUCGCGAGCCAUGGCACUGAUGUGCUGAGCAAGCUGAGGAGUCAGCGGGAGGCGGGGCUUUUCUGUGACAUCACCCUGCGGACUAACGGACGCUCCUUCUCAGCUCACAGGGCCGUUCUGGCGGCCGUCAGUGACCACUUUCAGGAAAUAUUCACAGAAAUGGAUUCGAGCAAUAAAGCAGACAUUGAUCUCACUGGUUUUAACGAGGACGGUCUUCUGUCCCUGCUGGACUUCUCCUACUCCUCCACUCUGUCCGUUCGUCAGGAGGACUUGCCGGAAGUGUGCGCCAUGGCUCGCCACCUGGGCAUGUGGCCCGCAGUGGAGGCCUGCUGCGCCCUCCUUAAAGAGCAGGAACGGCAGCUCCACCCAGGCAAAGCCUUCAUCUCUGCUUUGGGACUGGACAACAUGAACGACAGCCUCCGCCUAACGCUGGACGAGUCGUUACAUGAAAGUCCCAAACGCAGUCUGCGUAGAAUGCCAAAAACUGACGGCCACAAUGGCUUUCCUCAGAGUCCCGUGCACAGGAUGAAGCUCAUGGACUUUAAAUCUCCCUCCUCCAAAAAGGCUGCUAUACCCCGUCACGCCUCCUCCCAGUCACACAGUUACUCCCCCAUAUCCCCGUCAAACACCCGUCUUCUCCGCUCCUCUCCCGGAGCUUCAAAGCAGGUUCAGAAACUUUUCCCCGUCCCAGAGACCCCCCGGAAGAAGAGAAAACCUCACUCCAUCACUCAGCUGUCACGCACGUCCAGGCUCAGACCCAACACUGCCUGUAGUCCUGUGAGGGUUAAGCAGGAAGGGGAGGAGGUUGGAGAGGAUGAGGAGGAUUAUGCAAGAGCACAGGAGAAGUACAAACUCAUGAACGUGCUGGGGCUGCAGCGGACCGCCCUCCUCCCCAGACCAGAGGACCUGAUUGGCUGGAGACAAAAGAAACGACUGCGGAAGUUGAAGGCCAACAACUAUUCACUAACCAAGAGGCGGAAGCCCCGAUUGUCCUCCCCAGUGCUGUCAUACAGUGACAUACCUUUGUCAAUUCCACUCUGCAACCCAGUUAACACCAGACUCCUUAAAAAGUCUGUCAAGUCCAAGCCUGUGGGCUCCGUGGAGCAGAUAGCUGCCAAGAGGAGGAAGAGUGUCCAGCCUCGUGUUCCUCCCUCAGACAGGAGCAUGAGGAGUAAAGGGGUGUUGCCAGACCUGUUCCAGCGACCCUCCUUUGGGGGGAGGGAGCUCAGACAGUCGGUGAGGAAGGGCGAUGGUGGCCGCUCUCGGGCCCAGCAGCCUCUCCGUCGAAAAGCCAAGCAGCCCCCGGUGAGAAACACCAUCAGGAUCAAAACGGAGCCAGCCGAGUGCUCCGUCUCAAGCCUUAGGCCCUCGCCACAGCACCACGGAGGAUACACGCCUCUCAGAUCCUCGCCGAAGACCCGGGCCAAGACUGCGGCAGCGAGAGAAACCGUUAAAACUCUGCGUUAUAACAGCAGCCGAAUGGUGACAAAAAGCAGACGAGGCUCCGCAAAAGACACGGGCAAGAUGAAGGUCAAGUCCAGGGAGAAGGCGGGAAUCCAGAGCCCCAAGGGCACCGUGGGGGUGGAAACAAAAAUCAAGGACGCUGAAGUGAACGGGCUCCAGUUUUCUGAGCAUUUGCCUCAGCCGUCCUUUUACAGCCACCCCAUGUACAAAGCCAUUAAAGAGGAGCCGGCAGAGCCGGUGCCAGUUGCCGGGCCGUUCCCCGAUCCUCCUUCCCCGGACUUGGGCAAACGCCAGAGCAAGCCCCCCAUCAAACUGCUGGACUCCGGCUUUCUGUUCAGCUUCUGCCGGCCAACGGGGGGGCCCAUGUCGGCGCUGAAGAAAGAGGAGGAGAGUGUGGACAUUUGCUUAACGCGCUCAGUGUCGCAAGUUGGGGAGAAAUUCAAGGCAGAGGAGUCUCCCUACAGGAAUCUAAGAGCCAGGAGGAGGCCUGUCCUGCCUGUGGUGAAGAGGGAGAGGGAGGAGAGGACGCUGACCCAAAGCCAGGCCCGAAGACACGCAUCCAAAUCUCCAAAGACCACCUUAAAUCUGGCCCACUGUUCCAGGUCACAGGCUGCACGGACAAUGACAAAGCAGCCGUCUCGGCUCACAGAUGUGGGUGGCCGGAGCUGCUCCGUGCUGGAUUCCGUUCGUCGAGCUCGCCUAAAGCAGCUUCGGGGGCCUCGCAGUCAAGCCCCCAAAGCUCCAAAGACGGCCCACGCCUGUCUGCAGUGCUCGGCUGACUACAAAGACUGUGUGGCUCUAAUUAUGCAUCGCCUCAGGCACAUCGAAGGGAAGCACUGGCCGUGUCCGCUCUGCAGCAAGACGUUCUUCCGACUGAGAAACGUCCGUAAUCACAUCCGCACCCACAAACCCAAGCUGUAUAAAUGCCGCAGCUGCAUCGCUGCCGGUUCUUGAGGCGGCUGCCGGAGGACGGAUGCAGAGGAUGAAGGCCGCUGGCGUCUCGCCGCCAGAGAAAAGCCUGAAGGACCAGGACGGAUCUGCAGCUUCUCCGAAUCCUCCCACGCGAAGCACAGCGGUCUGUGGGGAGGCGGCUCUCCUCUCCGUCCCGAUAAAUGAAACGUCUGGGGUUUCAUUUGAUUUUCUAAGUUAAAUACCGAACCAAAAUUGCUGUCCCUGUUUGCUUUUCAAUAAAUAACAACAGGUGAAACUUGAACAUUUACACUCAGGGGCGGGGAAUGCGACGCCACAGCAUAGAAAGAUUUUAACGUCACACUUGUGUACAAAAUAAAGUGUAAAGCGAUUGUUACAGCUGUCCCCGCUAUCCAUGGUUACCUUUAUUUUUCUAUGUAUAGACGAUUGUCGAGUGCACUUAUUGUAGCUUGGUGUAAACCUAAGAGGCGGUGAUGAAACUGAAGGUUUUGGGGAGGGGGUCGGACGGUGAAAUACUUGAAGUGAUGCAAGCGCUGGAGCCUUUCCUCUGAGUGUCUCAGUCAGUCUUUGUCCUUCGGUGUGUUAACCUCUAAGCAACUCGUCCUUUUGUAUUGGUCUUACUACUCUCAGCCAGUCCAGGAGUCGGGGUUUAAACGUCACGGGGAGGGGGGCAGGAUGGCGACACCACUGCAUGCACAUUUUACAGAUCAUUUCUAGGCCACUGAUUUUCUAAGGCUGGCUGUUUUAAAAAGGGAAACGUUUGGUUUUAAUGUGAAUUUCUUAAAGUUAUUGACUGCAGAUGUUUUCCUUAACACCUUUGCUCUACUUAAAAAGUUCUACUGAGUAAAUGCAAUGUGCACAUACAGAGAUGUUUAUGUAUCAUGAAUUGAUUUUAGAAAUAAAUGAGCUGUCUCUUGCUAUCUGUUGAAAAGAAAUAAAUACAUUUUGCCUUUUA
This is a messenger RNA of Oryzias latipes (Japanese medaka), 4753 nucleotides long. RefSeq lists its product as uncharacterized. The record is from RefSeq and is a predicted model, not a curated record. Lineage: Eukaryota; Metazoa; Chordata; Actinopteri; Beloniformes; Adrianichthyidae. Gene Ontology annotation, molecular function: DNA-binding transcription factor activity, RNA polymerase II-specific; protein binding; RNA polymerase II cis-regulatory region sequence-specific DNA binding. Gene Ontology annotation, biological process: regulation of transcription by RNA polymerase II.